CAUCCCAUGUAUUCUCUUAAUCAAUCUCCUUCAUGUCGUCUCUUGUGUCCCCAAGAACGCUACGAAAAAGAGAAAGAUAUCAAAACCAUAAACAUCCACGAGGAAGCUUUUCCCUGUCGUGUAAUCAGAAGUUCUCAUUUAAUUUCUGAUGCUGAAGACGAAAAGUCCAAUUAUUUCCAUUCCCUGGUUCUUAGCAACAAAAAAGAAUCCUACGCUAAUUGUUUUGGUUGUCGUGCAGAUAUUGGCGAUAAAGAUUAUUAUUUAUGCAGCUACUGCGGCCGGAAGUAUCACAAAGAAUGUGUUGAAUCUCCUUCUAUUUUUCAUUCCUCUGAUCAUCCAAAACAUCCUCUUCAACUUGUCUUCUUUUCAGAAGGCAGUUGUAAAGAUUGUUUUACUUGUAAACGUUCUGUUAACCUAUCUUAUUAUUGCUUUAUUUGCGAUUUUUCACUCCAUUCCAUAUGUGCGAGAAACCCAACACCCCUUACAAUAGACAAUCGUAAAAGGCAUGAGCAUACACUUCAGUAUUUUCCCAGAAGAGAAUCAACUUUGGUUUGCGAUGUUUGUGCACUGGUGGACAAUUCUGAUUAUUUAUACGUAUGUCUUACAUGCGAUUUCAUUGUUCAUAGACGAUGUGUCUACUUACCAUAUGUCAUAAAGGUAUCUCGUCAUGAUCAUCGUCUCGCUUUUAUUCCUAAUCUUUCUCACAAGGAGUCGACUGAUUGUGGAAUUUGUCAUGCAAAGAUAAAUGAAAAUUAUGGAGAAUACUAUUGCAUGAAAAGAUAUGUUUAUGCAUUGCAUUCUAGAUGUGCGAUGCGAAAUGAUGUGUGUGAUGGGAAAGAACUUGAAGGAGAGCCUGAAGAAACAUAUGAAAAUAACAAAAUGUUUGAGGAGAUAGCUGAUGGAAUUAUAAUACAUCAGAGCCAUCAGGCUCAUGAACUGAGCCUUAACAAAAACUUUCAUGAUGAUAACAAGCAUUGUGAAGCGUGCAGACUUCCUUUCUAUGAUGAAGGUAAUGUUUAUCAAUGUAUGCAGUAUUGUGAUUUCAUUCUACAUGAAUCAUGUGCAUAUGUUCCCCGUGUAAAGCAAUCUAUGGUACAUGUCCAUCCAUUGAUUCUAAACCUCGGCAAAAGUUGGUUUCAAUGUCGGAAAUGUUUGCAUUUCUCAUGCGGCUUUGCAUAUGUGUGUCCUAUCAAGAAGUGUGAUUGUACGUUAGACACAGUUUGUGCUUUUGUAUGUGAGCCAUUCGAUCACUACUCUCAUCCACAUCCUUUGUUCGUAACUUGCGAGUAAUACUCAUACAUGACGUGUUCCAUUUGUCAAUCUGGUGAGAGGCAACCUUUAAAUUGCGUGAAAUGCAAUUUUGUUUUGUGCUUUAAAUGCGCCACUAUUCCACAUAAAGCGAGGUACGAGCAUGAUGAGCAUUUACUCUCUUUUUCUUAUAAAGCAAACCAAUUUUACUGGUGUGAA
Messenger RNA from Eruca vesicaria subsp. sativa (arugula), 1467 nucleotides. The record is from the annotation of a GenBank genome assembly. NCBI's taxonomy places the organism in Eukaryota, Viridiplantae, Streptophyta, Magnoliopsida, Brassicales, Brassicaceae.